GCGUCCUCGAGCCAAAGCCUCUGCAGCUUCUGCGCUGGUCGCAUCAACCCUCACGCCCUCCAAACGAGCAUAACCCGUAGCAAUGGAUUCCAUUCGACUGCCUCACGGAAUCAGGAUCCCAAUGACCCUUUUUCCUCGUUCGAAAUCCCCGAUGCCGCCAUGGAAGCUCAAAAGGUCCUGCAAGCGGCGAAACGCCAGAGGGAAGAACAAGAGGCUGCUCGUCGUAAGCAGCAGGAAGAAAUGAGCGACAAGCUCGCUGCCCGGAGGAUGUUUGGAAGGAAGAGUCCGCAGGCACAACAGGGUCAGCCAAAAUCCUCGCAGCAGCCACAACAAUCGAACCAACAAUCGCAACAACCCCGACCGCAAAAAGUCAUAUCGGCAGACCAGAGACAGCAGCAGAGGCACCUGAAGCCAAACCAGCACACCCACAGACAGACGCCUGCCUCAGCUCGUGCAAUCGCCUCUGCUCGGGCAGUAGACACGGCCGCCAACCGCCCCUUGAAUCGCGUUCAGACUGCUCAGCGCGACCAGCGUGAUGGACGCAACAGUGAUGAAGCAAGGAUUGCACGCUCGCACAACCAUUCUCAGCAGGACCUUGAGCUGGAAAAAGAUACCAUGCCUGGUUUGGAUAAACUAGCAACGGAGCAGAUGACGCGGAACAACAAGCCUGCACCGGAUCCAACGUCAAAUCUUGCAUCGAGGCCCCAGUUCAAAUCCGAGGCGAAUACUCCUUCGAAGCCUGCAGUAAAACCUCCGUCCUGGAUGUCCGCCACUACAGCUCCCCAGCCAAGUGCUCAUCCACCAAGUUCCGUUCCAACAUCACAACCCUCUGAGGACCCCUUCUCAGAACCGUCGCAACCUUCCGAGGAUUACGAAGAUAUCUUUUCGGCUGAUCUGGAGCAGGCAAGGAAGGCCAUCGAACCAGUUCCCGCUCCGCCACUCAAGAUACGAUAUGCGCCUCACAAGUCGGUAUUUGAGGUACCAAAACUUGUCAACAAGUCCGAAAGCAGGGUAGACGAUGCUCGUAGAAAGUGGCAGGAAGAAAAAAUGGUGCGCCAGUCCGCAUCAGAGAUAUCAGCCGAGGCCGGUGGGCUAUCGCAAGAGGAGGAGAGGAUGCUCGAAGCAUUGUUGGCUCGCAAGAACAAGUCGUCGACGUUCGCGUCGUCCCCAAUUGAUUCUUUGUUUGGAGAGCAAGAACAACAGACAAGACGUGCACUCGUUGAAGAAUCGAGGAUGCGCGUCCAGCAAGAGCAGGCCAAGAAGAUUGAGGAAGAACGUUAUCGUGGAACUGGUCUCUCUACUACUAUGAUCAGCAGUCGCGAUGAGCCAGACGAGACACCAUUCGAGAAUGCUCAGAACUGGAACAUUCUGAAGUCGAGAAGACAGUCUUCCACGCAGCAGAACGAUCAACCACAAUCGAGACAACAAGAGCAGGAGAGCAAAAAUGGAGGCAAUACAAGAUUCGCACCCAUAUCUGCAGGAGACAUUGAUGCAAGAUUCGAAGAGUACAGACAAAGGCGACCGAAAUUCGGCGGUUUCAACAUCGAGUCUUUAAACGUUGAGAGUCGACCGGCCGAUCGUCUCCGCCCUGGUAUGACUUGUGUCAGAUGUAAUCAGCCAGGCCAUGGUUUCCGCAACUGCCCCAAUCCGCCCAAGCCUGGCUGGGUUGAAAGAGCUCCAGGUCAGAAGCCUGUUCGCGGUGAGCGACCUGAUCGCAACGUAGCACGAAACGACAGAGACGAACGUCGACCCACCAGAGAACCAAGGGAGAUCAGGAGCGCUGGAAAAGACAUGGCGGCUGCAUACGGAUCUUCAGUACACGAAAACGCCUCGGCGGAAGCCCAAGAACUGGAUCCUGCUGAANNAUUGGAAGCAGCCAGAAGAUUGGCAGAGCGCAAUGCUCGGAGAGCAUCUCGUUUCGUUGAGGAAGAUGAUGAGGCUGAUGCGCCCAAAGCCGCACCUGUCAAGGGACGCCGCAGUCGCUUUGAUGANCCAACCUCGCAGGGACGCCGCAGCCGAUUCAACGAUGACGAUGAUGUAGAAGGCAAUUAUGGUGCCAUGCGCAACAACCGCGAUGAACGAAAGAAAGCCCGUCAAGCAAAGAAGGACAAGGCAGCGAAGGAGGCUGCACGUCAAGCUGCCAGACAAGCAAGACGUGCAGAGGCCAUGACUCCCAUCAAUCUGCCCGAGUUUGUCAGCGUAUCGAAACUCGCACAGUUAACAAACGUCACCUACCAAGAGAUGGCUGAGAAGAUGGAUGAACUCGGCUUCGAAAACACAUCGCACGACCACAUUCUUGGUUCUGAAGAAGCAGGUUUGAUUGCCAUGGAAUACAACUUUGAUCCUACUCUCGGUGCUCAAGAGGAAGCAGAGGCCGAAGAGCGUGACCUGAAGGCGUUGCCUGAGCCUGCACCUGAAGACAAGGAGUUCUUGCCCGUCAGGCCUCCUGUCGUUGCCAUUAUGGGACACGUCGAUCACGGAAAGACGACCAUCCUCGAUUAUCUUCGCAAGUCUUCAAUCGCAGCUUCUGAGCACGGAGGUAUUACACAACACAUUGGUGCCUUCAGCGUUGCUCUAUCCAGCGGCAAGACCAUCACCUUCCUCGAUACACCUGGCCACGCAGCUUUCCUCGAGAUGCGCAAGCGUGGUGCCACUGUGACUGACAUUAUCAUUCUGGUUGUUGCAGCCGACGACUCCGUCAAGCCGCAGACCAUCGAAGCUAUCAAGCACGCCCAGUCUGCACACGUGCCCAUCAUUGUCGCCGUCAACAAGAUCGACAAGGAAGAAGCCAAUGUCGACCGCGUCAAGCAAGACCUGGCUCGUCAUGGAGUCGAGAUUGAAGACUUUGGUGGCGACACUCAAGUCGUGCCAGUCAGUGGUAAGACUGGCCAAGGCAUCGACGAGCUCGAAGAUGCAGCAGUCACCCUUUCCGAGAUUCUGGAUCACCGCGCCGACACCGAGGGUCAAGUCGAGGGCUGGGUCAUCGAAGCCACAACCAAGCCCCAAGGCCGUGUAGCUACCGUGCUUGUCCGUCGUGGUACCUUGAAGCCCGGAACCAUCAUCGUAGCAGGCAAGACCUGGGCUCGCGUCCGCAGUCUCCGCAACGAAGCAGGAGCAACCCAAAUGUCUGCCGGUCCCGGUACCCCCAUCGAAGUAGACGGCUGGCGCGACCAACCCGACGCGGGCGACGAAGUCCUCCAAGCACCCAACGAACAAAAAGCCGCCGAUGUCGUCUCCUUCCGCGACGAAAAGGAAGAGCGCAUCCGCAUGGCCGAAGACAUGGAGAAAAUCAACAUCCAACGUCGCGAACAGCAAGUCCAACGCGAUUUGACCAAGGAAGCCGCCGCCGCUGAAAAGGCAGCCGAGAGAGCAGCAAGAGCAGGAGGUACUGAAGUGGAGGCGCCAGUGAGCCGCAAAGUCGCUCUCGAUGCCGAUGAGAACGAGACUCCUGGUCAUCAAACCGUGCCUUUUAUCAUCAAAGCCGAUGUCAGCGGUAGUGUUGAAGCUGUAUCUGCUUACCUGCUUCAAAUGACCAACCCUCUAUGCUCACCAAAAUUACUGCGCGCCUCUGUAGGCCCAGUCUCCGAGUUUGACAUUGAGCACGCCGACGCAGCAGGCGGCCACAUCAUUUCCUUCAACCUGCCCCACGACCCGGACAGUGCUGGCCGAGCCGAACGCAAGGGCAUCAAGAUCCUCGACCAAAACGUCAUUUACCGCAUCGUCGACGACGUGCGCGCCGUUCUCGAAGAAAAACUGCCGCCUCAAAAGAUUCAAAAGGUCACCGGUGAAGCCGAAGUAGCCAUGAGUUUCGAGAUUGGCGUUGGCGGACGCAAGAAGAUGAAGAUUGCUGGGUUGAAAGUCAGAAACGGUGUUGUGGCCAGAGGAUCACGGGUCAGGGUUACCAGGGGCGAGGAUAGGGUGUAUGAUGGUAUCGUGACCAGUCUCAAGAACGUCAAGAAAGAUGUUCAAGAGAUGCGUAGAGGCACAGAGUGCGGUAUGGGCUUCGAAGGCUGGGAAGGCUUUGAAGUCGGCGACAUGAUUCAGACCUUUGAGGAGAGGACUCAGAAGCGCACUUUGCCUCUCUGA
Aureobasidium uvarum is the source of this 4086-nucleotide messenger RNA. The record is from the annotation of a GenBank genome assembly. NCBI's taxonomy places the organism in Eukaryota, Fungi, Ascomycota, Dothideomycetes, Dothideales, Saccotheciaceae.